AUGGUGAAGCUCACUUCCAAACAGCCUCCUCCUAGAGAACGUUCAGACACCAGUUAUAGAAACGCAAACUAUUUUGAUAUUGAAGGCAAAGAAGGAGGGUUUCUGGCAACCUCAAAUUCUCUCAAAGACUCGAAAUUGAGCAGGCGAAGCAGCUUAGACUGGCUGCCCAAGACUGACAAUGGUUCUCCGAAGCUGCGCUUGGUACCUGGCUUGCAAAACCUUGGAAAUAAUUGUUUUCUUAAUGUGAUUUUACAGGCUCUGGCUAGCUGUUCAUACUUUCAACCCUUUCUUCAAAAGGUUUUAGAGGAAUAUGAGUUCGCAGCAGUUGAGGAUGAGGUUUUUGGAUUUCCUCUUGCAAUAGCAUUGGCUGCUUUAUUAGAAGAUUUACGUGUAGUUGGUGGAGGAAGAGUUGUAUUAAGUCCACGAAGAGUCAUGCUUGCAAUGGCACAUUAUAUUCAGAAUUUCGAUCUAACAAGCCAGCAGGAUGCAGCAGAAGCAUUUCUUCAUCUUCUGUCCUCUUUAAGAGAAGAAUUUUCAGAUUGUUAUCUUCCAAAUCAAUGUUCUUUAGUAGAAGUAUUUGCUUCUAAUUGUAGGAUUAUUACUCCAAAGAGAAUGGAGAACCAGAGUGAAAAGGCAAGAUGGCAACAACACUACCUUGGACCAUUUGAUGGAAUUCUGGGUAGCAUCCUAACAUGUCGAAGUUGUUCGUCGCAGAUAUCAUUGAAUUUGGAAUCUUUUCACAGUUUGCCUCUUUCGCCAGUUCGUGAUGGUGGUGAGACAAUUAUGGUUGGAUGUAACUUGGAGGAUUGCCUGAAGCAGUUCACUGUUGCUGAAAGAGUUGAGAAUUACCAUUGUAACCAUUGUUGGCAUAUUGCUGCGGUCAAGUAUUUAUUUGCUAGAGGAGUAAAUGAGGCAGAUAUUGAAAAGAUUAAGAGAUGCACUGAGCAAGAUUCCUGUGACUGUCGAAGACUUUUUCAUCUAGAUAAGCUACCGUGGUCAAAUAAAUUUUCAUGUACUCUCAAGCAAAUAAGUAUUGCUCGUUGCCCAAAGAUUCUAUGCAUUCAUCUUAAACGUGUUUCAAUCAAUGUAUUUGGAGAACUUGUAAAACUUCAGGGCCGUAUUUCUUUUCCAUUGGUUUUGGACCUUUCGCAGUUCACAACAAGUGUGUCAGAAAUAAACAGUUGGGAAGAAAACAUGAGAAGAGGGCAAGCUCAGGGACAAAGUAGAAACCCAAGCACUCGUUCCAAUCAGUUCACUAUGCAGUAUGAUCAGAGAAAGCAUAAUAAUGUCUAUGGAUUAACGAGAGGAGGAAUAUCAGAAGAAUUAGCUUCAGAUAUAUCUCGAUUUGCUGCAAAUGCACAAGAUUUACCAGGAGAAUCCAGCUUUCCCCAAACUGCAGGGUUUUCAAAAACCAUGCAAUCAGGAGGAGAUCAGUGGUCUAAGAGUUGCGAAGAUCCUUGUUUGUACCGUCUUGUUGCUGUUGUUGAGCAUUUUGGAAGAGCUGGAAGCGGGCAUUACACUGUUUACAGAAGCGUGAGAGCUGAUUUAUGCGAGGAAGAAUCUGAUGAUCAGUUUGAGGCUGCUGCUCCGUGCUGGUUUUCUAUUUCAGAUUCAGAAGUGUGUCGUGUUUCAAAGGAUGCUGUUCUUGCUGCAGAAGCUAGCUUGCUCUUCUAUGAAAAAAAUGAAGGCUGA
Messenger RNA from Prunus armeniaca (apricot), 1692 nucleotides. The record is from the annotation of a GenBank genome assembly. NCBI's taxonomy places the organism in Eukaryota, Viridiplantae, Streptophyta, Magnoliopsida, Rosales, Rosaceae.